AUGGCCAACACAAUUUCGGAGCAGAUCGCCGUCGACCCGGCCGGCGACAACCAGUUCGUCUCGCGCUGCCUGCCGCAGCGCAUGGGCAACACCGCCAAUAUCUCGUACGGCGGCUGCACGUUGGGCCUGCUCUGCUCCGUCCGCAAGCUCCGGGACACGCGCACCUUUGCCACGCGAGAAGUCAUCGUCAGCCAGGAGGCCAAGGACGGCACCCGGAGGCCGUGCAUGAGCAUGCUCCUCGACUUCCAGGCGCGGGAGAAGGCGUCCAUGUUUGUCUUCUCCGCGCCGCCGUCCCGGUCCUACUCGCCCCCGGAAAAGUGUAAGAGCCGGACCCAGAUCGCGCAGACGCUCGUGGAGGAGAAGCUGGUGUCCGAGGAGCUGGCCCAUUUGCACAACAUCAUGUUUGGGCUGAUGAACCGCUUCUUCGACUCCCGCCUGGCGCCGGAAGGCAUCUCCGCCCAGAACUUGAGCGGGCUCGUUUCCGGGGCGCGCCACCAGCCGCCCACGAGCCACGCUCACUACUCGGCCUUGGGAUUCAUGAUGGACGCGAACCUCUCGUUCUUGCCUCUUACUCACAACAACCUAUCGCUGCAAGAUGCUGCCGCGUGCUCGAGUCUCGAUUUUUCCAUGAGGAUCUUUACCAAUGAUCUAGAUCUUACCAAGUGGCACAUGAGGGAACUCAAGUGCGUGGUCGGCCAGGAAGGAAGGACGUACUCGGAAUCGAGGUUGUGGGAUGAGAAGGGGAACAUGGUCGCCAACAUGUCGCAGCAGUCCAUCAUGCGGCCGAAGCCGGGACAAAAAGAGCCGAUUCCUCCCGCUGCGGCGCAAGGGGCGGCUCAGAAAAGCCUCCCCGCCCGCGACGGUGCACCCGGUGAUCACAGCUAUGAGCGCUCCAUAUUCGGCUAUCUCACGCAUCCCGACGAUAGUUACACGCCAAACGGCGUCUACUGGGCCGAUCUGCCCCUCCGCCAGCGCAUCGCCUUCGUCAACAAGGUCAACAACCAGGAGGUGAAGAAGGAGUGGAGAUCCGUCCGCAAAGCGACCAAGAAGAACCCCUUACGGCCCUUUAGCUGGUACUUCAAGAACGCCGUGCUCCCGGGCGCUGGGAUCGGACUCCAGGGUUACGUCCUCUUCUCCAUCGGCAACCUGCACACCCUCUUCGCCUCGGCGUGGCCAGAGUGCUGGAGCGACGAUGCGACGCAAUGCAAUGUCAACCUAGUCGCCAGCGUCAUGUACCUGGGUAUCAUUGGCAUCACCGUGGGCCAAAUCGGGGUUGGCAUCAUCGGCGAUUGGAUCGGGAGAAAGUGGGGUUUGAUCCAAGAUGCCGUGGUCAUGACCUUGGGCCUGGUGAUGCUGACGGCGAGCUGGGGCGUCAACCUUCAAGGUGUGGGCGUCGGCGGCGAGUAUCCCCUGACAGCCACUGCCGCCAUGGAAAAUGCCCGGAAGAAAGGCCCCAAGGCGAAGAGGGAGGAUAGGUUGCACCGCGGACGCAAAGUGACGCUAGCCUUUCUGAUGCAGGGUUGGGGUCAACUAAUCAACCAAGCCGUCCUCAUCAUCCUCUUGCUCAUCUUCAACAGCGGCCACGGCGAUCCGCCUUACACGAAAAAGGCGGCGCAACUCACGUUUCGCCUCUCCUUCGCCAUCCCCGCUCUCGGUACCCUCUGGCUCGUGUAUUACCGGAUAUUUGUCGUCAAGUAUCCGAGCGCCCCUCUCAACGACCUCAAGAAGAAGCGCAACAUCACCGGGUACGACGUCAAGUCCCUCCGCCUGAUCCUCAAGCACUUCGGGGGCCGGCUCCUCGCGACCGCUGGCACGUGGUUCUGCAAUGAUGUGUUUUUCUACGGCAACAAGCUAUUCCAGGGUCAAUUUAUCGCGGUGAUUAGCAACAACCCUGAUUCGGUGAUGGAGUCUUGGCUUUGGAAUCUUCUCAACAUUGCGAUAUCCAUGGUGGGAUACUACAGCGCGACGCUCUUCAUCGAUAACAAACUUUACGGGCGGAUGAAGAUGCAGCUUAUUGGUUUCCUCAUGUGCUUCGUCACCUUCAUCAUUCCCGCCUUCCAUUUUGACUACUUUACGAGCCCGGCUGGGAUUCACGGUUUCCAGACCCUUUACUUUCUAAGCUCCUUCUUCAUCCAGUUUGGUUCCAACUCGGUCACUUUUCUGGUCGCAGGUGAGGUGUUCCCAACACCCGUACGUGCCACAGCCCACGGGUUUUCCGCAUCAGUUGGCAAGGCCGGAGCCAUGCUCGCAUCCGUGCUAUUCAACUAUAUCGAUGCGCACACCAAGUUCCUCGUCGUUCCUUGGUUCGGCCUUGUGGGGAUGGUCCUCACGUUCCUGUUCUUGCCUGACACGACUGGCCUCGACUUGCAAGAGCUUGAGCGGCGAUGGGAGUAUAUCCUUGCGGGAAGGGAUGCCGAGUAUCACGGACGGUACGACGCCGAGGCGGACUUUGGCGCCCGGAUCCGCGACCUGAGGGAAGAGUGGGUCAUGUCGGAGGAGAAGAAGCGCCAGGCGGAGGCACGCGGGGAAUCGCCCGAAAGCGACGAAGAGGAAAAUGAAUUUAGCGACGAAGUGAGGCGCUACUUUGAACGGACGCGAGUAGGUGCUUAA
Molecule: messenger RNA, 2610 nt
Organism: Parascedosporium putredinis
Lineage: Eukaryota; Fungi; Ascomycota; Sordariomycetes; Microascales; Microascaceae
Source: the annotation of a GenBank genome assembly